Messenger RNA from Propithecus coquereli (Coquerel's sifaka), 951 nucleotides. Its product is annotated as olfactory receptor 2A12-like. Gene Ontology annotation, cellular component: membrane. Gene Ontology annotation, biological process: G protein-coupled receptor signaling pathway. The record is from RefSeq and is a predicted model, not a curated record. The coding region runs from base 1 to 951 and encodes 316 amino acids. Lineage: Eukaryota; Metazoa; Chordata; Mammalia; Primates; Indriidae. The transcript has a single exon. Gene Ontology annotation, molecular function: olfactory receptor activity; G protein-coupled receptor activity.
AUGCAGAGACUUGGCAAGGAAAACCACAGCUCUGUGUCCGAGUUCAUCCUCCUUGGCUUCUCCAGUGAGUCACAGGUCAGAAUGGCCCUCUUCACCUUCUUCCUCCUCUUCUACCUCAUCACCCUUCUGGGCAACGGACUCAUUACCACCCUGAUCUACCUGGACUCAUGCUUCCACAUACCCAUGUACUUCUUUCUCAGUAUCCUCUCUUUGGUGGACAUGAGCUAUGUCACCACCACUGUGCCUCAGAUGUUGGUUAAUAUGGUGUAUCCAAGGAGGACCAUCUCCUGGGGAACUUGCGUUGCCCAGAUGUUCACCUUUUUGGUUCUGGGCAUUGCUAAGUGUGUCCUCUAUGCCAUUAUGGUCUAUGACAGGUAUGUGGCCAUUUGCUUCCCCCUUCACUACACCCUACUCAUGAGCCGUUCCAUUUGUAUCAAGAUGGUCAUAGUGUGUUGGUCCAUUAGCAUAGUUGGGGCUCUGGUCUACACUGACUUCACCAUGCAUCUACCUUACUGUGGCCCCCACAAGAUAAACCACUUCUUCUGUGAGGUCCCUGCUGUCCUGAAGUUGGCCUGUGCAGACACAUCCUUCAAUGACCAGUUGGACUUCAUAUUGGGUUUCAUCCUGCUUUUGGUCCCACUUUCCCUCAUCCUGGCCUCUUACCUGCACAUCUUUGCCUCCAUCUUCAGAAUCCGCUCAUCCCAGGGGAGGCUCGAGUCCUUUUCCACAUGUGCUGUGACCCAUAUCACUGUGGUCACCAUGUUCUAUGCGCCAGCCAUGAUCAUGUACAUGAGGCCCGGGUCCUGGUAUGACCCCGAGCAGGACAAGAAGCUGGCACUGUUCUACAACGUUGUCUCUGCCUUCCUCAAUCCCAUCAUCUACAGCCUCAGGAACAAAGAUGUAAAGGUGGCCUUUCUGAAAGUACUUGGAAACAGAGGGACAGCUCAAUGA